AUGUUUCAGUCCCAACAUGCCUCAACGUCCCAACCAAAUGCGUUCACGAUUGAUUCUCUAAAUCAAGAACAAAAAUACGUUCCAGGGUAUCUGUUAUCGACUACACAGGGAAAAAGUGUCUCCGGAUUCUCCAACUUUAAUAACCCUCCUCUUCUCCCAGAGCCCGUGGCACGAGACCAUGGCCAGUCGACCCAAUUCGGGACUGGCUCACUAUAUGCUCGGCCACCUCCAAAAGCUCGUGACCGCACUGCGCCGAUAGUAGAUGACGAUGCACCACCCACCGAAUCACUUCUCGAGGGCGGAAACUUCAACUUUUCUCAACAGCAUCAACAAGCCCAUCUCCAACAAACUCUUCGACCCACUCUUGCUUCAACUUCUGUCUCAACUAUUGGCAAAGGGGCUGCUCCUACGCAGAACCACGAUGGCGCAGUAGCAGUUCUGGUAUCCGGAUUUUAUCCGGACCGUGCCCAUAGUGUGAUAUCUCAGUUCACCGCGAUCGGGGAGAGUUCCGCACCAGAAAUGCCAGCAGAGGGUGGAAAUUGGUUCAAGAUUACUUACCUCAAUCCAUGGGACGGCGCUAGGGCCUUGAGGCGAGACGGGGAUAUAAUCAACGGGGAUAUGAUGAUUUCUGUUCGGCUAGUCGAUCCUUCGCAAGCAUCUAUGCUUGGCGAAACUACACCUAGGCUAGCGAUUACCGCUGCACCUACGGAACCCACUCCUAAAAGCCCAGCCUUGCAAACUUCGCAUGCGCCCACAGCUUUUGGUCGAGCCGCAACUCUUGCGCCAUCAGCUUCCGCAUUCAGAUCUACCGCGCCAGUGACAGCUCAAACGCGACCUACCGCAGCGUCUGCUCCAGGCGCUGACUGGGGUGUAAGGAACCAGCAAGAGGGGGCCCAGGAGAACCAGUCUCAGUCUGGUGUGAUGGGAAAGCUUUCGGAUAUGAUAUUUGGCUGGUAG
Messenger RNA from Rhizoctonia solani, 957 nucleotides. RefSeq lists its product as uncharacterized. Gene Ontology annotation, biological process: regulation of DNA-templated transcription; NLS-bearing protein import into nucleus; nuclear pore organization. Gene Ontology annotation, cellular component: nuclear membrane; nuclear pore central transport channel; nuclear pore nuclear basket. Bases 1 to 957 code for a protein of 318 amino acids. The record is from RefSeq and is a predicted model, not a curated record. Lineage: Eukaryota; Fungi; Basidiomycota; Agaricomycetes; Cantharellales; Ceratobasidiaceae. The transcript has 4 exons. Gene Ontology annotation, molecular function: structural constituent of nuclear pore; phospholipid binding; single-stranded DNA binding.